AUACCAAACUGGCUCAAGAUAUCGUUGACUUAAUUGAUCCAAAAAUAAUUUUUUAUGUUACUGCAACACCAAAAGAAGAAGAUGAACUUCGGGCUCGUCGUCUCCAAAGUUAUUACGAAGUUCCCAGAGAAGAAGUAGUUCAACAAGGUCUGAUCAAAGAAGCUAUUAUCACUCAGACCGAAGAAGACUUUCAAAACCUAAGUGGAAAAGAUUUGGAUGAAAAAUUGCUUGAACUUGGCAGAAAAAAACGAGAAGAAUUAAAAGCCGAAUUCAAAAAUCUAGGAAAAAAAAUAAACCCACUAAUGCUCAUUCAGUUGCCAAAUGAUGAAAAAUCACUGGUAGAGAGGGGCGAAAGAAAAAAAGAAGAAAUCGUAACUGAACAUCUUUUAAGAACUGGAGUUCCUGAACAUAAAAUUGCUAAAUGA
Molecule: messenger RNA, 425 nt
Organism: Ambispora gerdemannii
Lineage: Eukaryota; Fungi; Glomeromycota; Glomeromycetes; Archaeosporales; Ambisporaceae
Source: the annotation of a GenBank genome assembly